GGUUAGUAGUUCCAUCCCCCGAAACAGCCAGACGAUGGCAGCGGUGGAGCAGCAGGACGCGAGCGCGCGGUACUUUGCCCGGCCGAAGAAGAUACCGCUCCCGACCAACUACCGGAACGCGAGCAAGUACGUCCGGCUGGCGAUCGAGGAGCAGCGCAACGUGCAGGAGCUGCUCGACCAGGACCGGCACUUCCGGGUGGGCCGCACAAUGGUCGGCCGGGCGCUGAGCAACUGGCCCAAAAUCGAGGCCGUCUAUGCGAGCCUCGACCUGGCGGCGAAGGAGCCGAAGCUGAACCCGUGGCUGGCGAAGGUGCUGAUCAGCGAGCUGCUGUUCGGGAGCGGCCGGCUGGUCGGCAACUCGCUGCCGGUCGAGUGCGUGCAGCAGUACGAGCAGCAGCUGCACGGCGCCCUGCAGGAGCUGCUGGAGAAGAUGCCUGCCGCGGGCCACGUCAAAGAGCCACGGUUCGUGCGCAUCAACACGAACGUGCUGGACCUGGAGGGCGCGAAGCGCCUGCUGGCCGAGGAGCAGUGGAUGCUGGUGGAGGAGCGCUUCGCCGACUACGCUGCGUUUAUCGAGCGCGUCAAAACGCUCGCCGACGCGGAGUACAUGGAGGACUUUCACUUUCCCGAUCUGCUGGUGUUCCCGAACAGCGCCAAAUCGUUCUGGUCGCGGGCCACGCACCUGCACGACCAGUUCCUGCUGCAGAACAAGGCCUGUCUGCUGCCGACCUACCUGCUCAAGCCGAGCAAAAAGUCCGUCGUGCUGGACAUGUGCGCGGCGCCCGGGCUGAAGACGACGCAUCUCGCCUGCCUGAUGAAGAACCGGGGCCGCAUCUACGCGGUGGAGCGCAACGAGAAUCGAUACCAGACGCUGUGCCAGUACGCCAAGGCGUUCGGCGUGAUCAAGACGAUCCACAGCGACUGUCUCGACCUGACCGACGACCAGGUGCCGGGCGUCGAGUUCGUCCUGGUCGAUCCGAGCUGCUCCGGGUCGGGCAUGCUGCAGCGCCAGAUCGUGCCGGAACCGGUCGACCAGGAGCGGCUGUUCAAGCUCGCCGGCCUGCAGUACAAGCUGGUGUCGCACGCGAUGAACGCGUUCCCGGGCGUGCGCCGCAUCGUCUACUCCACCUGCUCGCUGCACGAGGAGGAGAACGAGCGGGUGGUGCAGGGCGUGCUGCGGCACAACGGCCACUUCCGGCUGCUGGACGCGCGCAAGGAGCUCGGCAAGCCGUGGCCGAACGUCGGCUCGCCCGACUACCCGGACGUCGGCGAGCGCUGCCUGUACGCGAAGACGGUCGACGAUCUGACGAUCGGCAUGUUCGUCGCCGUGUUCGAACGGUGCCCGGAGGGGGUGCAGAACGAGGUGUAUCUCGCGCACGAGAAGCAGAAGGAAAGCUACGAGCGGAUGCACUGGUACAGCGACAAGGCGAAAAAGGCGCUCGCCGAGGCAAAGGCCAAACACCAGCGCACGUACUGGGCAAGUGAGCGGGGGGAUGGAGAACCUAACUGGCGUGCAGAGGCGAAUGCAGGGGUGGUGGCGGUGCAGCAUAACGCUGCCAAAACAUCCACAACGAAAUUGAAGGUUCCAGAGCGGAGCGUGCAGGAGGAAGGAGUACAGGAGGCGAAUGGGCUGGAAAAUGUACAAGCAGAGAUGAAUGGUGAAAGCAAGACAAAGAAAAAACGGACAAAGAAAGAGAAGGAAGAGGAGGAAAAUGGGCAGGAAAAUGUAGAAGCGGAGGUGAAUGAUGAAAGCAAGACGAAGAAGAAACGGAUAAAGAAAGAGAAGGUAGAGGAGGAAAAUGGGCUGGAAAAUGUAGAAGUAGAGGUGUAUGGUGAAACGAAGACGAAGAAGAAAAUGAUAAAGAAAGAGAAGGAAGAGAAGGCGAACGAGCAGGAAGAUGUUGAAGUAGUGGUGGAAGUUGAAGGCAAAGUGGAGAAAAAACGGAUAAAGAAAGAGAAGGUAGAGGAGGAAAAUGGGCUGGAAAAUGUAGAAGCAGAGGUGAAUUGUGGAACCAAGACGAAGAAAAAACGGACAAAGAAAGAGAAGGAAGAGAAAACUAACGAGCAGGAAGAUGUUGAAGUAGCGGUGGAAGUUGAAGGCAAAGUGGAGAAAAAACGGAUAAAGAAAGAGAAGGUAAAGGAGGACAAUGGCCAGCCUGACGGGGAGAUAGCAGAAUACCAUGUGCAGCGAAAUGUUGAACUGGACGUUGAAAUUAAAUCAGAGAAAAAGCGAAAGAAGAAAGAGAAGCUUCAGGAACAGGAUGGGCAGCAUGAGGUAGAGGAACUAGUAGAGCAGGAGGCGAAAGAAGAACUCACAGAAGCAGCAACAGCAAAAAAGCACAAAAAGAGCAAGAAAAGGAAUACUACCGAAGGAGAGGAGCCAACGGUGCCGCAGGAAGGUACGGAGACGACGGAAAAGGUUAAAUCCAAGAAGCGGAAGAAGGUAGAGCAGUGAGUGAAGUCAAUUCAUCCAAUGAGUUGACAAUUGUUUCGUACAGGACUCUCUCACUCUAUCUUCAUUUCUAUCUUAUGUUCACAGUGAAGGAACUUUUGCGAAACCAAUCGGCUUUUGGUUUUUCUAUACAAAUAAAACACGUUUGCCAACA
Molecule: messenger RNA, 2606 nt
Organism: Anopheles merus
Lineage: Eukaryota; Metazoa; Arthropoda; Insecta; Diptera; Culicidae
Gene: Nsun5
Product: 28S rRNA (cytosine-C(5))-methyltransferase
Exons: 3
Coding region: 35-2455 (806 amino acids)
Biological process (GO): rRNA base methylation
Cellular component (GO): nucleolus
Molecular function (GO): methyltransferase activity
Source: RefSeq, a predicted model, not a curated record